Salvia miltiorrhiza (redroot sage) is the source of this 866-nucleotide messenger RNA. RefSeq names its product zinc finger protein 2-like. The coding region runs from base 262 to 720 and encodes 152 amino acids. The transcript has a single exon. NCBI's taxonomy places the organism in Eukaryota, Viridiplantae, Streptophyta, Magnoliopsida, Lamiales, Lamiaceae. The record is from RefSeq and is a predicted model, not a curated record. Gene Ontology annotation, biological process: negative regulation of abscisic acid-activated signaling pathway.
UAUUAACCGACAAGGUGCUCUUUUGCUGCCUUUAUUGGAGGCGGCAGCGCCCUUUGAUUCCCUUCUCUCUCUCUGCGCUAUAUACUUAACUAAUUGGACUUCUACUCCUUCCCCUUCACUGCGUGUAUUUAUGUGUGACUUUCUGAGUAUAUAUAUAUGUCCAACAUCUACCUCACUCGCUCACAGCAACUAACAAAUAUAUGCAGUUUUUUUCACUCUAUAUAUACCAACUACCAGUAUACAAACAUCCAUUAGUUAGCGAUGAAUUACGACGCUAACACCUCACUUAAUCUAAGCUUAUCAUCGAGGAAGAGCGGGCUGAUCAAUCUUGACCUAGUACUGGACCCCACGUCGCCGCUGUCUCCGUCACUAUCGCCGCCGCUGAGCCCCGGCGAUCAGCGCGUGUUCUCGUGCAACUACUGCCGGAGGAAAUUCUACAGCUCUCAGGCCCUGGGCGGCCACCAAAAUGCUCACAAACUGGAGAGGACGCUGGCCAAGAAGAGCAGGGAGCUGAGCUCGACGGUGAGGGCGGAGUCGGUCUCCAGCCAACGGGUCGGGUCGGGCUACGUGCCGGUGCCGGUGCAGGCGAGAGAGUUGAGUUAUGGCAAUAUUGGUUGGAUUAAUGGUGAAUAUAAUGAUAGAGGUGAGGGAGCUGAUCAUCAUCAUCACCAUCAUCAUCAAGAAGAGCUCAGCCACCUUGAUUUAUCUCUGAGGCUUUGAAGUUCUGCUAUUCAUGUUUGUUUAGAUGAUUCCUGAGCGCGCGGUUAACUAAUCUUUUCAGAUUAUUAAUUAUUUCUAUGGUUUAGAUUUUAUCCAUGCCGUGAAAAAUUAUGCUCACUUUUAAAUAUUUUAAUUCCAUGCCAAAA